AUGGACUAUGAAAUGAUGCUUUUGGAUGAACUGGAACUCACCAAACCGCACAAAACUGUCGACUGUCCAGAACUUCAGCAGUUUAAUUUCUACAAACUAGCUUUCACUCUAUUUUGCGGAGCACCACUUGCGAGUUUUGGAAUCUACGCAAACUUUUUGCUGAUUAAAAUUUUCUGCAACAAAGAAGCGCUGUCAUCUUGGAAGCUUUAUCUAUUCGUGUUGGCAAUAGCGGAUCUCACCAGUUGCGCUUGCUAUAUCAUGUUUCGAACAAUUUUCUUUGUUGGAUACUAUUUCCGAAUCUACUUCUUUUACUCUUUAUGGCACAACACCGUUCGUUUAACGGAACCGCUUGAUUUAUAUGCAAGAACCAUAGUCCGACAUAUGAUUCUUUUAUUUGUUAUCGAACACGUGAUUCAACUCUUCAAACGCGAGCGAUCGAGUGGAAUAUGCAGUACGAAGCUACGCCUUUAUGCAAUCGGUGGAGUGCUGCUUGUGGACUUUCUCCCAAAGAUUCCAAUGCUUUUUUCGUUAUACAUUGUCAACGAGCCAAGCUGCCCACCAUUUCAGAACUACCGUGUUGUAAUUCCACCGUUUUAUGACGAUUACGCUCCCUAUCAUGCUUAUCUCAAUUGGUUGUUACCGAUGCAGCUUGGGUGGUUUAUCGGUGCUGGUCUUCAGAUCCUCAUUGUUGGGUCGACUUCAAGAUUUCUCGCGAACAGAAUCUCGUCCAACAUAGACGAGAAAAACUCGAUCGGUUUACCGAAAACUCUACUCGGAUUGCACCUCUUGAUUAACUUCUUCACAAUACUCAUUUUGCUGAUCCAAAUCUUUUUCCCCAGCGCCUUCAUAGUGAUGGUGUAUGAUGAGGAUUCUGUGAAUACAAACCUUUUCGCUUUCACUCUUGAAUUUCACGAAUUCAUCUUCAUGUUUGAUCCGGCGAUACGAAUUUUUGUAUACUAUUGUUUUUCGGCCACAAUUCGACGUCAAAUUGACAGGAUAGCAUUAUUCAUGAGCUAUUUCAAUCGAUAUCUACCCGAUCCGACAGUUAAAGAUUUUCAAGGCUUCGGACAAGAAGAAAUUCAAGUCAUACCACGUCAA
Mesorhabditis belari is the source of this 1098-nucleotide messenger RNA. The record is from the annotation of a GenBank genome assembly. Lineage: Eukaryota; Metazoa; Nematoda; Chromadorea; Rhabditida; Rhabditidae.